Caenorhabditis auriculariae is the source of this 3939-nucleotide messenger RNA. The record is from the annotation of a GenBank genome assembly. Lineage: Eukaryota; Metazoa; Nematoda; Chromadorea; Rhabditida; Rhabditidae.
AUGGACUUGCAAAUAGUUCUCCAGUACCUUUCUUAUAGUGCAAUAGUCACGACUAUCGCCCUUUUCUUCUGCGGAAUGUAAGGGCAUAAUUUGAAGAUUUGAUUGAGUUCUAAAUAAUUGCAGAGCCUUUUGACAAAUUCAGAGAUCUUUCUAUAAUCAUUGAUUUUGCAGCCCGAUAUGUCUGACGAUCAAACGACGCCUCUCGACCAAGGACAUCAGCGGAGUUCCUUUCCUCAUGGGUCUACUAGGGUUAGUUUUUCGGCUGUUUUGUUGAAAUUAAGGGCGAAAAGCUUAUCACCGCCAAAAACUUCGAAAACAGCCGGCUGAGCCAAAGACUAGAACUACAGUUUCUCUCGAUUAGUGCAGGAAGAUCUUUCGAUCUGUUUUAAAAAAGAGGAUUAUCGGGGCAGAUUGUUCUAUCUUUUUAAAGAUCAUUUUUGUUCAGAAAAAAAGAUAAAUCAAAAACAUUUCAAAAAAAUUCAAAACAUAUAAUGUCUGAACCUUUUUUUCCUUCAAAUUCCAUUCAGUAAACUUUUAUGUAUUGAAAAAAAAAUAAUGCUGUGUUUGAACUUAGUUUGAGAUGUGCUUCCUAUUUGAUCCAAGCUUUUUUUUGUGUAGCGACUAGGCCUUUCUGAUUUACUUUUCAUAUUUAUUUCGCCGCGCAUACCAAAUCAACUACGCAACCGAUUUGUUUCAUUAGUGGCUUUUUUAUUCCAAGGAAAUGAAUAAAAUAAAAACUACCAAGUCUGGUUGCACUUGCUCGAACUCUGCUCAACGAAGACGUUGAAAGAACUGCGGUUAGAGCUGUUUUUAAGGCGGGAACCUGUAGUUGGUCCAUUUAUCACUCCGGGGUCAUCGCGUUACGUACCAAUUCGAGUUUUUUGUCUCCAUUCUACCGGGGGUCGUUUCUAUCAGCUGAGGCUCUCUUUCAUUCGUCUCGACAGCGCGCCGAAAGAAAAAAAAGAUACUUCUCUAAAUUUGCGAUCCAACAUUGACGAAUUGUCAAUCGGGAUGUUUAUUGGGUUUGAAAAACUUGUUUCGACCACUCACCAUCUCUCAUUCUACAGAGACUUUUUUUUUUAGAAAUAAGAGAGGGAAAAAAGAAGAAUUUUCGAAGUUGACAAGUCUCACAAGGCGGGUCCUACCUAGAAUAGAACAGCUUCCCAGAAUUUUUUUUUUGAAAACCAACCGCUGCUUGAUUUUCUGAAUAAGGGAAAAAUUUGACUUAAAACCUUGAGGAGCCUUGUAGGAACAUUUCAGUAACUUCUAAAGUUAUUUAUCGAAAUUAUUUUUUGUUUUAUUAUAAGAAAAUGCUAUACUCAUUUUGUUGAAAAGGCUGUUAGUUUUGAUUUUGGAAAGAAUCAACAUAGGUGUUUAGAAAAGAUAGUCCUUUUCAGUUUUGAUCAUUGUAAACUUGACGAAAUGAUCAUCUCGAUAAGGGACCUAAUCAACAAAAGACUUGAUGCAUUGCAUAUGAAAUGAUUUUUUAGGUUUUUUUUUUCUGAGUAAGCAUUUUCACGAUAAUAUAUGAUUAACAGAGCUUCUCGCUUUAAUUUGUGGAAAAUUUUUCAGAAAAAACUGUAUCUCUUCACGAAUCAGGAAAAAAACUUGAAAUUAUUUGAUAUUUUUAUUGAGUACAUUAAAUUUUACAACCGAAGUUUUUUCAGUUUAUAGUUUACUGAUUCAACUGGUUACUUGUAGUUUCCAUAGUACAAUGAGCGGCUGUAAAUUGUUGACAACAGUUAUUUUCUUACACAAGAACAGGAUCUCUUACCGUCAGACGUCAGGUCGUCAUUGAUUUCGAAAUGAACAUCUAUGUGUCCACUAAAGAUUCGCCAAUUUUAUCAUGAUGUCACUAUGGGCGUUUCCUGAAACCUGAGGCUGUAGGCAGAAAAAUCAAAGUAAUAACCAAUUUUACUUGUACAAUCAUAUAAUUUCUUUCUGCAUAAUUUAAAUUUUUUUCGAAUAGAAUAUUUCGCAAAGUUAAGGGAUAACUUUUUGGUUCCCCAACUUUAAGUGGCUUCGCCAAGAAUUACCUAAAGGUCGUUAAAAAUAACUAUGUUUUUGAACAGCGUGAUAGCUCUUAAACGAUGUGAACUUUGGUUUUCAAAGAGUUGAAAAAAUUUUCUGUUUAUUGCUUUCAACUCGGUAGGUGAAAAAGAAGUUCAAAACCCACAUGUCAUUUGAGAUUGUUUGGCUCUCUCAUAGGAAUUUUUUCGAUUAUUACUUUAAAGGAAAACGGGUUUAUUUGUACAUUGAUUCAAAUAGCAAGAAAGAAACAUUUUGUCCAUCUUUUGAAGUUCUGCGUAAUUGUUCCAGUAAAGGGAAACCCUAGAAGAUCGACAAAUUUUCUAUGCGAAGGAGAAGGAUGGGCAGAACAAUUAUAUUUUCAAAGUAAAAUUCAGGAUUGAACUUGAAAAGAGAAGAAUCCCAAGAUGGAUGAAAACUGAGAAAUUGUAUUUCAGAGCGUCGUUCUGGUUACGGUACGGGUUGCUGAAAGGCGAUAACACCAUGAUUACGGUGAACGUGGUCGGAGCCUCGUUUUUCCUCAUCUACUGUCUUUUCUACCUCUACUUCGCCAAACCCAAGGUGAUUCAGUGCAAUCGUUUUCUGAGUGAGGCGUUCUUUUGCGCGACAAGUGCAGUCGUGCGGAUUCCCGCGGUUGUCGCAAUGGCCCAAUUAUCUCGAAUCGAGCAAUUUUUCGAAUUUUGGCAGUUCCACGGUCAGAAAAAAUUGUUCGAGUAGAAUUUUUCUGUUUUUUUUUUUUCUGGAAGAGGUAAUUGUAGAGCAGUUAAAGAGACACUUUAAAAUCAAUUUCUAUAGAAGACUCAGGACCUUGAAGCAACUGUUUAUCACCAGAAUAUAUUAUGGUCUAAAAACGCGUUUCAAAACUAAAUUCACGAAAAGAUGAAUUGAUUGUAGACGUAGGAUUUGUGUUCAGACGGCUUUCGCGAUCAAAUUGUCGGCGGUGAUUCUCAGCAUCGCGGCGAUGGUCAUCUGGAUCGCCUACCGACCGGACCUCGACUAUCUCGGCAUCCUCUGCAUGACUUUCAACAUCAUCAACUUCGGAGCUCCACUCGCCGGCCUUGUAGGCUCGAAACCUUCGCCACUGAAUCAAUGCGGCCGUUUUCAGGGAGUUGUGCUCAAGCAGAGAAACUGUUCGACCCUGCCUUUGCCCCUGUGUAUCGCCAACUUUUUGGUCUCUUCCCAGUGGUUCCUUUACGGAAACCUGGUCCAUGAUCCCUACAUCAUGGUUCGUUCAGAAUUAUGGUAAUAUCAUUCUCGAAAUGUUUCAGGCGCCCAAUGGUAUCGGCAUGGCUUUGGCUAUCAUCCAGCUUCUGCUCUUCAUUGUUUUCCCCAUGAAAGAAGGCGACCGGUCGCCUCUCGAACGGCUCGCUGCUUGGUUCACCGGCCGUCAGUUUGAUGAUCUCGAGAAAGGUUAGCUUUCAAUAUAUCUAUAGUUUUGUUCAAUCACAGCCUCAGAGCAGGUUGGACGAGUUUUAAGGAUGAGAAUAAUCGUUAUUUCCGAUGAAUUAAACAAAUUAAGACUGCUUCAAAAUUUUUAGCUAAGGGCUCUUAACACAAAAGAAGGAAAGUUUAAUGAAGUGUUGAAAAACUGUCUGCAGAAAAAACUUGUUUUUGCGUUUUUUUUUUGAGAGUAGCUUUAAAAAGUUCUCAAUAGACCCAAGUUAAAAGUUUCCAGGAUCAAAAGACGAGAAACCGUCCGGAUCACCGAGCAACUACCAUCCGACGUCGAUCAAGAAGGACAAGGCCGUCGAGGCGUCCGUCGUGAUCCCGCCGCCUCCGCAGUUUACCAAUUCCACUGAAACCCAUCAGGACGAGUCGCGCGCCGACAGUUUCGGCGCUUCCAGCAACCCGCCGUCCUACCGAAGUCGCGCCGGAAGCGUCCACGAUCCCGUCAAAGUCCUUGAUGUCUAG